AUGGAGGACUCCGACGACCUACCGCAACACUACGACGACGGCAACCGAGCGUUCCUGCAGGCCUUCAUGGCGCGGGGGACAAUGACGUUCAAGGAGGCGCAGCCGAUCCUGGCAGCCAUCUUCUCGGCGCAGAACCCCGGGGAGCCGGCGACGGCGGCGGGGGAGGUGACGCGGGAGGACUUCGAGUCGUACGUGGCGGCGGCGUCGGCGGCGCUGUCGCCGUUCGACAUGGAGAUCCGCAGCACGACGCACCAGGCGCGGCGGGAGCGGGUGUGGGCGCUGGUGAACACGACGUCGGACGCGCUGACGCGGCUGGCGACGCUGCACUCGGCCGAGGAGAUCGCGUUCGUGCGGCGCGUCAUCGACGCCAUGUUCGAGCGCUACAACUCGCCGCGGCUCGAGCUCAUGUGCCUCGACGCGAUGCAGGCGAACAAGCUGCGGGCGCCGGCGGCGCGGGGCUCGGACGACGACGGCGGCGGCGGCGAGGAGGAAGGGGGGGCAGGGGAGCCGAGCCAGCCGCAGACGCAGGCGCUGCGCGCGCUCAAGCCGAGCGAGGUCGAGGCGGUGCUGCGCAGCAUGGUGGAGGCGGGGUGGUUCGAGCGCAGCCGGGCCGGGUUCUACAGCCUGAGCGCGCGGGCGCUGGCGGAGCUGCGCGGCUGGCUGCCGGCGGCGUACAACGACGCGGACGCGGGCGCGGGCGAGUGGCAGCGCGUCAAGGCGUGCGAGGCGUGCCGCGAGAUCGUGACGCAGGGCCAGCGCUGCGCCGAGCGCGACUGCCUCGCGCGGCUGCACGACGCGUGUGCCGAGGCCUUCUUCCGCGGGCGCGACGCCCGCCAGUGCCCCCGCUGCGCCCGCGAGUGGUCCGGCCGCCACUUCGUCGGCGAGCGCGCGGUCACCGAGUCCGAAGCCUACCGGCGCGGCCGGAGGCGCAGCGGCCGCGGGGGCGCUGGUGCGGCGGCGGCGGCGCCGCAGGAGGAGGAGGGGGAGGGGGAGGGGGAGGGGGAGGAGGGCGGAGGAGGUCGCGCUCGCGAUGAUGAGGAUGGGGACGGCGACGAGGAUGGGUACUGA
Molecule: messenger RNA, 1068 nt
Organism: Durotheca rogersii
Lineage: Eukaryota; Fungi; Ascomycota; Sordariomycetes; Xylariales; Xylariaceae
Product: Nse1 non-SMC component of SMC5-6 complex-domain-containing protein
Exons: 1
Coding region: 1-1068 (355 amino acids)
Biological process (GO): double-strand break repair via homologous recombination; DNA damage tolerance
Cellular component (GO): Smc5-Smc6 complex; nucleus
Molecular function (GO): ubiquitin-protein transferase activity
Source: RefSeq, a predicted model, not a curated record